Messenger RNA from Carya illinoinensis, 1169 nucleotides. RefSeq names its product farnesyl pyrophosphate synthase-like. The coding region runs from base 49 to 981 and encodes 310 amino acids. Lineage: Eukaryota; Viridiplantae; Streptophyta; Magnoliopsida; Fagales; Juglandaceae. Gene Ontology annotation, cellular component: cytoplasm. Gene Ontology annotation, molecular function: (2E,6E)-farnesyl diphosphate synthase activity; dimethylallyltranstransferase activity. The transcript has 10 exons. Gene Ontology annotation, biological process: trans, trans-farnesyl diphosphate biosynthetic process. The record is from RefSeq and is a predicted model, not a curated record.
CUCUCUCUCUCUCUGUACGCGCGCCAGUUCCUCGAGAAAUAAGAAACCAUGGGCGAUUUGAGGUCGAGAUUCUUGGACGUGUACUCUGUGUUGAAGUCUGAGCUCCUCCAUGAUCCGGCUUUCGAUUUCACCGUCGAUUCACGCCAGUGGGUUGAGCGGAUGCUGGACCACAACGUACCAAGAGGAAAGCUGAACCGAGGACUCUGUGUCAUUGACAGCUACAAAUUGCUGAAAGAAGGAAAGGAACUAACUGAUGAUGAGUUUUUUCUCGCGUGUGCGCUAGGCUGGUGCAUUGAAUGGCUUCAAGCAUAUUUUCGUGUUCUUGACGAUAUCACAGACAAUAUCCCAGAAGAUGCUGUUAAGCGCCGUGGUCAACCCUGUUGGUUUAAGCAACCCAAGGUCGGUUUGAUUGCUGCAAAUGAUGGCACAAUUCUCCACAACCACAUCACAAGAAUUCUCAAAAAACAUUUUAGAGAAAAGCCUUAUUACGUGGAUCUGCUGGAUUUAUUUAAUGAGAUGGAAUUCCAGACCGCGUCAGGGAAAAUGACAGAUUUAAUUACCAGUACGCAUGUAGGAGAGAGAGAUCUAUCUACUAAGUUCUCACUGCCUCUCCACCUACGCAUUGUUCAGUACUACAAAACCACUUAUCAUUCACCCUACCUUUCAGUUGCUUGUGCAUUGCUCAUGUCUGGAGAAAAUCUUGAAAAUCAUAUUAGUGUGAAGAACAUUCUGGUCGAAAUGGGAAUUUAUUUUCAAGUACAGGAUGAGUACACGGAUUGUUUUGGUGCUCCUGAAGUGGUCGGUAAGGUGCGUUAUGGGAUAAUACUCAAUGACUCGUAUAUGACUCAAUCAGGUGUGGUUGCGGAGUACGAGAGUGAGAAUUACGGGAAGCUUGUCAAAUCCAUUGAAGCCCAUCCAAGUAAAGCAGUACAAGCUGUGUUAAAAUCAUUCUUGACAAAAGUUUGUAAUGGACACGAGUGACACAAUUUGAUCCUUCAAUUCAUAUUUCCUUUCAGAAAUCUUGGCAUUGAUUAUAUAACCCAACACCCCCGGGGGGCUAAUAUACAAUACAAUACAAUAUUGGGCUAGUCUAGCCCGAGUGUAAUACUUUUAUCCUACUUUUUCUUUGGAGAAAAUUUAUUUACAAGUCUUAUUUUUUACGCAUUCAA